AUGUAAAUUUAUAAUAACCUAAAACAACAAUUUUAAGAAACUAAAAGAGGAUUCUCUUUAUCACCUGAAUAAGGAUUAUCAUUAACAUAAAAUAAACCUCCAUUGGUUGAAUCAAGAUCUAUGUGGAAUAAAAAUGUCUAUUUUGUACCUAAAUGGGAAAAGAAACAUAUUAAACAUGUUGAUAGUAAUAAUCAUACUCCAUUUCCUAUUCGAAAUUACAUUAAUUAUGUGUAAUAACAUAGUGAAGGAUUCUCUAAUUAACUCAAUCUUGAUUUUCUCAAACAUAUAAUUAGACAUUUUACUGUUAAUUAAUGGUGGAUAGACUAAACUAAAAAAUUCAAGAGAACUAUACCAAUCAAUAUAUUAUAAAUGUCAUAAAAGAAUUCAAUAGAAUAAUUAAAUUUGUAAAUGUUAAUACAAAAGUCAUUUGAUGAUCUUAACUUUUAUAAUAAAAUUCUAUCCUCUACUAAAUUACCUCCAAUACCACUUCCUUAAAAUUAAUUACAUGAAUAUAAAUCAUCAAUAACAUAUUAAGUUUUAGAUUUAAAUGCAUCUGAGUAAUUCUAAAAUAAAUCAUUGUUUCAAUUAUAAGACAUCUUUAUUAAAAGAAUAUUGUAAUUAUUAUCAGAACGUGGAUUAUAGAGUCUUGGUUAUUAUGAUUACCUUACAUUUAAAAAGAUAAUGGAAGAUUAAAAAUAAGGAAUUUGUGAUGCAUAAACAUUCAUGAAAGUUUUAGAAAUAAAGCGACUAUUUAAUUAAAUAGAUCAUAUAUCUCAAUAAAAUGAAUAAAUCACAAAUUAAUGGAAAUAAGAAGAUUAAAUGAAAUAAGUACAAAAUCCUUAAAAAUUUAGAAGAUGGAAUUAGGAAAAAACUUUGUUUUCUGAUGAAAUCUUAGAUUUAGCAAAUUAUGUUGGAUUAGAUAUCAAUUUAAAAAAAGCUAGAAAAAAUUAUGAAUUAAAUAAAACAGAACAAUAAUUCAAUGAACUCAUAAUUAUUGGAGAUUAAAUAUCAAUGACUGCUUAAAAGAUUAUAUUAGAUACUUAAUCUAAAUUGUCAAAAUUUGAAUAUGAAGUUGUAUAAUCAAUAGAAUAAAUAGAUUAAAUUUAAAGAGAUCCUAUAGAUUAGAAUAUUAAAUCAAAUUCAAUCUAAUAAAUAGAUUAAAUAUAAGAUAAAAAUACUUAAUAUUUUAAUACGGAAUCAUCAAAAAAUAUACAUAAUGUUUAAAUUGUUGAAAGGUUUGAUAAACAACAAUAAAAUCUAUAAGAAUAUUAAAUAUAAAAUAAUAUCGUAAAAUAAACUAAUCCUUAAUAAUUAUCAAUUGAUAGAAUAUAAAUAUAAAAUUAAUAAUUACCUACAAAAUAAAAAAUUAGCUAUAAUACUCCACCAUAAAAAAGAACUCUUAUAAUUCCAGAAAAUAAUAUUAAAUCACAUAAUUCUUAAAAGAAAUAAUAAUAAUAAUAAUAAUAAUAAUAAUAAUAAUAAUAAUAAUAAUAAUAAUAAUAAUAAUAAUAAUAUCGUAAAUUUCAUUAAAGCAGUAAUGAAAGAAAAUAAAGUAUUAUCAGAUUAGAUGAACAACAUAAUAUAAAAUAGAAUAGAAAUCUUUAAUCUCAAUUAUCAUAACAAUCACUAAGAUCUUAUGAAGAUUUUAUUAGACCUAUAGAAGAUUUAUCCUCAACUAAUUUACCAUCUAAUUAAUUACAUAAUUUUCAUACUACAAGUGAAAUUAAUUAAAAUCUAAGUACUCAUUAAAAUAGAUAAUCAUAAAUUAUUACUAGUUACAACAGUAUAAGUCUACAUUAGAAUAGAAAAAAUGUUAACAAAAAUAAUGAUCUUCGUUUAAUGAAGGAAUUUAUAAAAAAGAAUAAGAAGUAUUAAACUGAACUUGAAGAUAAAAUAUUUAAUAGUAGUUAAAAAUAAGAAGGAGAAGUAUUUGAUGAAACAAAAUAUAAUCAAAAUUUCAAUUAAAUUAAUUAGUCUCAAGAUUUAAGUGAUGAUUUGGAUCUACUCCCUUCUCUUACUUAAAGAGAUUAAAAAGCUUAUAAUCCAUAAAUUUAAGAAUCAGAGAUUCUUAAUUCAAUAAUGCCUGAAUCUAUCUCAAAUAAUACUACUGCAAGAACAUUAAGAAAUACUAGUAAUUAUAAUUCUGUUCAUCCUAAAAAAUAGAAAUAUGAACAUUAAGAACAAUUUACAAAUGAUAAACAUGAAUAAUUGUAAACUAUAAAUGAAAUAUAAAGAAAGAUAUCACCAAGUUUGAUUAGAUAAUCUUCAAUCAAAAAUGAUACAAAAUUUACUGAAAAUUAAUAACAAUAAAAACAAUUAAAAGAUUUUCAAGGGGAUAAUAAAGUAUAUAAUUAAUUACAUUCUUAAAUACCAGAAAUAAUUGUACAUCAAGAACCAAAACAUGAUGAAUAAAUAAAUAAUAAUUAUUCUUAAAAUUCUAUUGAUUUACCAUCAUAAAGAACAAAAAACACUUAAGGAAUUAAUGAAAAAUCUAAAAGUUCUCUUAAAUCCUCUAUUAAUUUUUCUGAUAAUAAUAAAUAAAUUAUAAAAGAUCAUUAAAAAGUUGAAUUAAUAAAUAAAUCUUAAGAUAAUUAAUAAGAAAAUAAAAGAAAUAAAAAUAAAUUUGUUAAAUAAGAAGCUUUAGAUGAAUCAAUGGAGGAUGAAUCAGAAUAUGAUUCAGAAGAUUGUGAAGUUGAAUAAUUUAGUAAUUUUCAUAUUAAGAAAUAAAAGAAAAAGAAAAAAGCAAAAGUUUAAUCAUUAUCAACCUCUAAAUUAGAAAGAAUGGAAGAUCAUAGAAGAUAUUUACAAUUUUUGAAAGAAGAACUCAAAGAAAUGUUAGAUAAAAAAGUAAAUUUAAAAGAAAUUAAAGAACAUAUUAAUAUAAUUCUUAGUGAAAUAGGAGGUUUAAGUUUAGAUUAAGAAUUAGAUUAUUACAUAUAAUUAUGUAUAUAUUGAAUAUAUUUAGAUAAAUCAAGAGUUUAAGAAUUGAAUUAAGUAAAUUAAGAAUCUCAUGAAAUUCGAUUUCAAAAUUAAUAACCAGUUUGUGAAUUGAGAUUAAAAAGGGAAAUUAAAGGAUUAAAAUUUGCCAAAGAUUGUGAUAGAAUAACAAAGUUAAAACCUACAGAUAUCGAAGAAAUCAUAGAUACUUAAAGGUAUUUAUUUAUUAUAAAUAUAUUUUUUAGAUUAAUAAAAAUAGAAGAAGAAUUAAAUGAUUAGGAUUUUCCUACAUAUUAAUAUACACCUUAAUAUCGCUAUGAAUCUAGGCAAUCUCCAUUAUAAACUAAUAUUAUAUAAGUUUCAUUGGAUGUUACAAGAAGCCAAACACCAAACAAAAAAAGAAUAUUCAGAACUAAUCCAAGAUUUGAAUCUGAACUUACUACUUAUAAUUAAAGAAAGAAAACACCAAUUAAAAAUAUAAAGAAGUAAAAAUAGUCAAAACAUAUAUAACAUAUUACAAUUAAGAAAGAUCCUCUUAAUGAUAAUUUUCCUUAUCUGAAUAAAUACAAACCAGAAUUAUUGAAAAGUAUCCUAGAGGCUCGUAUUAGUUUAGAAUAAUUGAUUUGA
Molecule: messenger RNA, 3564 nt
Organism: Paramecium primaurelia
Lineage: Eukaryota; Ciliophora; Oligohymenophorea; Peniculida; Parameciidae
Source: the annotation of a GenBank genome assembly